GUGUGUGUGUGUGUGUGUGUGUGUGUGUGUGUGUGUUGGUGGGCGAGAUGGUUGGGUGCAUCUAGGCUCCAUCUCUCCUCCUGGCUGGGUCCGGCCACAAUACUUCAUCCACGUCACAUGCUAUAUUCUCUCUUGCGUAUCCAACCUUGAAUGGAGGCAGUGUCAGUGUCUCCUCAUGCCUCCUCCAUUGCCUGGAGAAGUGUUAUGUUGACAUAGGGAUGACGAUCAUGCACUUUCCAGCACCAUGUGGAGAAAAAUUCCUCAAUAGGGUUUAGAAAUGAUGAAUAUGGAAGCAAGUAGACAACAGAAAAGUUGUUCAAAACCUAUAACUUGACCUUUGGCCUAUUUAUAGGCCUAUUCUAAAGCCAUGAUUGGCUGGUGUUAAGUAAAGCAAUGAGUGUUUGCACAUGUGAGGAGUUAGUGUGAGGCACUGAUGAAUUAGUGUGGCAUUUUGAUUGGUUGUGUUUGAAAAAGGAAAUCAAGAUACUUCCUGUUAGAUUUUGUGUGUUACAUAGAGAAUUGUGGGUUGUGUUUUGCAAAAAGUGUUUUAUGAAAUUGAAAAAUGAGUCAAAGGCUGAGAAUUAGUGUAUGGUUUUGCAGAUUUGGUGUGUGGUUCUGCUGCUUGAGUGUCAGGUUUCAGAAAUUGUGUGACAAGUAAGAAUUUUGUGUGUAAGCAGAUGAAAAAAAAACUGUAAAAGAAAUUAGUAUUUGACUAACAAAUUCGUUUUUAAAAUUAGAUAAUAUUUUUGUUAAAUUUAUAUCAAAAUAUUUGAGAAUGAGAAAUGAAACUGAUCUGUUUCAAGAAUCACAAUUAUUACUUAAUUCUAAUCAAUAUUAUUAAUAUUUAAUACACAUUUAAGAAACUGAGUAGGUUCACUCAAUUAAAUCAAUACACACCUCAACCAUCCCGACCAAUCAAAGCCUUAAACACACAAUUUUAAACUUUGUCCUGACAAAGAAAUAACAUUAAAAUUUAAGGGAGUUAAGGGAGUUAAAAAAAAGAAAAAGAAAGAAAAAAAAAUAGAUAGGCUAAUACUGUUGGCAACGUUGGUUUUAACCUCAGUGACUUCAAAAGCGAAACUAGCAGCAGUUCUGAGCAUGCGCGUGACAAAAUGAGAAUCUCUGGACUCGAGUCUGUGAUUUAAACGGAAACAUGUUUCACACGAUCUCGUUUACAGAUAUAUUCUUUUUAUAUGUAGUAAUGAUUUGGUUUAUGUUUCACUCUUGUCUAAGCGAUGCUCAUCAAGAGAGACACUUCCUCCACUACAAGUUUACAGUCCUGACCAAAGCAGACACAUUCCCAGAGUUCAGUGCUGAGGUUGUUGCUGAUGACAGACAGAUCAAACACUACAGUAAUGAAGAAAGAGUCUGGAUUCUGACUGAAGAUGAUCGAACUAAAGCUUCUAAAGAUCCACCUGAUUCUAGAAAAUGGUUCAUACGUCAGAUCAGGACUCUGACAAACUGCAUAGACUCACAGUGUUCUGAGCUUCAUGUUCUUCAGAGAAUAAUUGGCUGUGAACUGGAGAAACUUCCUGAUGGAACAGUGAAUCUGACUGUCUUUGAUGAAUAUGGAUUUGAUGGAGAGGAUUUUAUAUCCUUUAAUUCUGACACUAUGCAGUGGAUUGAUAAAAACCCCAAAGCCAAAGAAACUAAAGAGAAAUGGGAUCGUCAAACAGAACGAAACCAGUUCAUGAAGUAUUUCCUCAAGACAUGCAUGACCUGGAUCUCAGCGUUUAAUAACACUAAUAAGAGUUCUCCAGAUGUUCAUGUCUUUUCGAGGAAAUCUGCUGAUGAUCACAGUAAUCUGGUUCUGACGUGUCUGGCCACUGGUUUCUACCCCAGAGAUGUUCAGAUGAACAUUAGAUUGAACAGAAACAUCCUUGAGGAUCAAACAUCUUCUGGAAUCAGACCAAAUAAUGAUGAAACCUUUCAGAUGAGAAUCAGUGUGAAGAUCAACAGAAACCAUGAAGGAUCUUAUGACUGUCAUGUCAUUCACAGCAGUCUGAGAAAACCAGUAUCAGUAAAAUGGGAUGGAAAAUGUUCUGACUGUGAAUCAGAUCAUAUAUGGAUUGUUAUAGCAGGAAUAGCAGCAGUUCUAGUUCUCGCUGUGGUUAUUAUUGUGCAUGUAAUUAUGUCUGUAACUGUAAAUGAUUGCUGCAUCUACAAAAGGAAAAGGUGAGUUAUAAAUAUGCAACAUUGUUGUAAAUAUCCAUGUUUUAUUUUUUUUUCUAAAUGUAUGAACAAGGCAUGGACAGUUUUAAUCAUAUACACCAUGUGACAGUAGAAAUAUAUGAACAUUUUGAUAAGAUUUUAUUUUUUUGGAUGUGAUUAAUUAGGAAAUGGUGUAUUAUUGCAGUGAAACAUCAGAGGAUUUAAAUGCUUCUGGACACACUGACUACUGUGAAAUUACACAGCAUUAAAGCCCAAAUAUAUUAUGCAGCUGUAUGGAAAUAAGCCUAUAAUAUAAGAAAAUGUUUUCUGAUAGUGAACAGAUUAUAUGAAGGCUACAGUCCUGUUUGACCUUGACAUGUGGUCACUAUGAAAUGAGUUUUAAUGUUCAUUAUUUAUGGUUAUGCAUACCAAUAGUGAGAGUUUGAAAGUGUGUGUUUUAAAAAAGUAAAUAUAUAUAUAUAUAUAUAUAUAUAUAUAUAGACUAUUUAAAUAGGCUACGUUUUUACGACUGACUUUUCACACAACAUGUGACUGCAGGAAUAAAGACGAAAGUGUAAUUUCAUAAAGCAGCCAGUGAGGGGCGGCAAUGCACUCAAUACAACUGAAGAGACUUUGGUGUGAACUUUAACUUUCUCAUUUAGUGUAGCCUAGAUCUACAGGACGUGCUACUGAAAUAUGAAUGUGAAAAAUGGCUAAUACGCUGUUUUAAAAAAAAAUCUGCAUAGAUAUAAAUAGGGGUUUUUGGUAGGCCUGUUAUUGUUUUGCCCUUUCCUAUGGAAGCUUGUUUCUGUCACGUCUGUUCUGCUACUACAGCGUGAAUGAAUAAAUUAACGAGUGUUUUACCUG
Ctenopharyngodon idella (grass carp) is the source of this 3018-nucleotide messenger RNA. Its product is annotated as patr class I histocompatibility antigen, B-2 alpha chain-like. The record is from RefSeq and is a predicted model, not a curated record. Gene Ontology annotation, biological process: immune response. Bases 1154 to 2179 code for a protein of 341 amino acids. Gene Ontology annotation, cellular component: external side of plasma membrane. NCBI's taxonomy places the organism in Eukaryota, Metazoa, Chordata, Actinopteri, Cypriniformes, Xenocyprididae. The transcript is spliced from 5 exons.